CGGCGGCAGAAUCAUUGUUGCGCAGUUGUAAGGAAGACAUAUUCAUUUAUAGAUUACACAGUUUUUACCUUGUUUUACCUUUGUACACAAUAUAUACUAUUAAAAUCAUGACGACUAAUCGUUUGGUGAGAUCUGUUGGUCCAAAACUUCUACCCUUUCUCAUCAGCUCAUUUGUGUAUUUUGCGUUGCAGCCGCAAAAAUGGGAGCCAUCACCAUACAGAAUUUUCUUCAAGUGUCUACCAAUUGUGAGUUUGUGUUUCUUUGUUCUGUCGUAUUAUUUCUCCAUUAAAAAGCGUUAUUCGUCACUUAUUCUUGUUGGCCUUAUUCUCUCGUGUUUCGGAGAUGCGUGUCUAAUAUAUUGCGAGAACUUUUUUAUCCAUGGAUUGAUAUUCUUCGCAAUGGCUCACCUUACAUAUAUAUUAGCGUUUGGAAUAUCGCCGGUCAAGUGGUCAGUCCUAUGUGUCUGCUCGUUCCUUGGAGUUUUCACAUACCUUUUUAUGCUUCCCGGCUUACAAAAUGAGAUGAUCUUUCUCGCCGGUUUAUACAUCGUUCUAAUCAUCACCAUGGCGUGGCGUGCAGUCGCACGGUUACAGGUCUUUGAGAAGAUGUGGACAUGGACCAAGAUUUGCGCCACUGUCGGCGCGAUUUUAUUUUGUAUAUCUGACUUUGUGUUGGCAGUUAACAAGUUUAGGUAUCCCGUACCUUACAAUACGGAGAUUAUCAUGGGUACUUACUACACCGCUCAACUCGGUCUCGCAUUGUCCGUUGUGGAACUUUCACGAGCUGAAGAAAAUGUUGCUCUAAAAACAGACAGGGGCAAGAAAGUGGACUAACUUAUACAUCAAUAUUUUUAAUUGAUAAUUUAUUUGUGUUAAAAUACAUAUAGAAGGGAGAGUACAAUAAAAAUUGGGGGAUGUGGUCAAAGUUUAUGGUAAUAAAUUUUGCAGAUGAUAGAAAAAAAUUACUUUAAAGUUAAUAAUAUAGAUAGUAAGCAUGGAUAAUUAAAAUAAAUAAUUAUUAUAAUUUUCUGUUACAUAAUUAUUAUUUUCUAAAUGAAAUAUUUUUUCUAUAGCUGCUAUUAGAAUCCCACUGAAUAAUACAUAUCGUAGGCCUAUAUGGAACAUGCUCAUUGUUAUGCAUGCUUAUCGCUUGCAUGUUAUAAAUAUAAAAUUACGAAUGUGUUUUGUAUUUAACCAUUUUGAUUUAUCAAUGUCUACCAAAUUUCUUUUUUUAAUAUUAAAUUUUUAGUGAUUGUGUUUGCAAUGUACAGAGACUAUUGAGAUCUUGUGUGUAGAGGAAAUGAUAUGAGACACACUAUACUGUACAGAAUAAUGAGGUUGUA
Messenger RNA from Anneissia japonica, 1342 nucleotides. RefSeq names its product lysoplasmalogenase-like protein TMEM86A. The record is from RefSeq and is a predicted model, not a curated record. NCBI's taxonomy places the organism in Eukaryota, Metazoa, Echinodermata, Crinoidea, Comatulida, Comatulidae. The transcript has 2 exons. Bases 108 to 833 code for a protein of 241 amino acids. Gene Ontology annotation, cellular component: membrane.